AUGUCAAGAGCCGGGCAGCGACUGGCACAAUCAGCGAGACACGUCACAGCGAGCGCACUAUCUGCUACGACAGCAUCUUCAGCAAGCUCUACGAAGAUGGCAACAGCCGAAUAUGUUCCUCGUAUCAUUGGCGGCCCCAACACUCUCGAACAUCGAGUCUACCUCGAGCAAAACGGCAAGCUCGUCUCACCUUUCCACGAUAUCCCUCUCUUUGCAGAUGAUUCAAAGACCGUACUCAACAUGAUCGUCGAGAUCCCUCGCUGGACGAACGCCAAGAUGGAGAUUAGCAAAGAGGAGGCUUUCAAUCCCAUCAAGCAGGACAUCAAGAAGGGCAAGCUCAGAUUCGUUCGCAACUGCUUCCCUCAUCACGGGUACAUUUGGAACUACGGCGCUUUCCCCCAGACGUGGGAAGAUCCCGCUCAUACCCACCCUGAGACAAAGGCCAAGGGUGACAACGAUCCCCUCGACGUUUGCGAGAUUGGCGAGGCUGUCGGUUACCCUGGUCAGGUCAAGCAAGUCAAGGCGCUGGGCGUCAUGGCCCUUCUAGACGAAGGCGAGACGGACUGGAAGAUCCUCGUCAUCGAUGUCAACGAUCCCCUGGCUUCAAAGCUCAACGACAUCGAAGACGUCGAACGUCACCUGCCUGGUCUCAUCAGAGCGACGAACGAAUGGUUCAGAAUCUACAAGAUCCCCGACGGAAAACCAGAGAACCAAUUUGCGUUCUCCGGCGAGGCAAAGAACAAGAAGUAUGCAACAGAAAUUGUGCAUGAGUGCCAUGCCGCCUGGAAGAAGCUCAUCUCUGGUCAAGGCGGUCGCGUCGACAUUAACAUCUCGAAUUCGACCGUCAAGGACUCGCCAGGCGUUGUAGGACCUAGCGACGACGUCUACAAGGGAAUCCCACAGGAUUCUCGCAAGGCAACAGCGCCUAUCGAUCCAUCUAUCUCGAAAUGGUUCUACCUGAGCGGCCAUUCCAUGCAGUAG
Molecule: messenger RNA, 981 nt
Organism: Mixia osmundae IAM 14324
Lineage: Eukaryota; Fungi; Basidiomycota; Mixiomycetes; Mixiales; Mixiaceae
Exons: 8
Coding region: 1-981 (326 amino acids)
Biological process (GO): phosphate-containing compound metabolic process
Cellular component (GO): nucleus; cytoplasm
Molecular function (GO): magnesium ion binding; inorganic diphosphate phosphatase activity
Source: RefSeq, a predicted model, not a curated record